UGCCCGUAACCUCAACAUUUGUCAGCAGCCACUUUGAGUAUUUUCCUGCCCGUAACAUCACAUACCUUCUGUGUACAAGAUUGCAUUUAUAUAAAUAUACAACAAUUUGUCACCAUCCAACCCAACAUUCCUCCAAAUUGGAUCCUCUAUCUCCUCCCGUUUCUUAGCCUAUUCAUACAAUUGUCUUCCCAACCAUGUCGCCAACAAAUAUUUUCACAAUUUUGGUAAUCACCAGUGUCGUCUCCAUUGCCUACGCUUCUGAUCCCGACGCACUUCAAGACCUUUGUGUCGCUUUUCCCUCCUCCAGUGUGAAGAUGAAUGGAUUUGCAUGCAAGGAGGAGGCAAAUGUGACAGAAGCAGAUUUCUUCUUUGCUGGGCUAGCGAAUCCCGGAGUUAUCAACAACGCAACGGGGUCAGUAGUCACUGCAGCCAAUGUUGAAAAGAUUCCCGGGCUUAACACAUUGGGCCUGUCUUUAUCAAGGAUAGACUUCAAAUCUGGUGGGCUAAACCCACCUCACACACAUCUUCGUGCCACCGAGAUUCUGUUCGUGUUGGAAGGAGAACUUGACGUGGGUUUCAUCACCACAGCCAACAAACUCAUCUCCAAAACCGUAAAAGAAGGUGAAGUGUUUGUGUUCCCGAAAGCUUUGGUGCACUUUCAGAAGAACAAUGGGGAUAAGCCUGCUGCUGUUAUUUCUGCGUUUGAUAGCCAACUCCCUGGCACAUUCUCUAUAGUUGCGGUUUUGUUUAAUUCUACCCCAAGUGUGCCAGAUGAUGUGCUCACACAUGCCUUCCAGAUUGAUACUCAAGACGUUGACAAGAUCAAGAACAGUCUUUCCUAGCUCAAACAACAAUUCAUAUAUAUGCAGCCAAACGCGCCAACAUUUAGUAUUCUCAAACAUGCUUUUUUUUUUUUCCUACAAUAAUUCUGGAAUCUCUUUUGUAUUUUGACAUUGCGGUUUACCCGUUGAUACAAGGAAAAAACAAAAAUACACUUUCUUAUUCUGCAUUCAA
Messenger RNA from Glycine soja, 1014 nucleotides. Its product is annotated as germin-like protein subfamily 2 member 4. The record is from RefSeq and is a predicted model, not a curated record. Gene Ontology annotation, molecular function: manganese ion binding. The transcript is spliced from 2 exons. The coding region runs from base 195 to 842 and encodes 215 amino acids. Gene Ontology annotation, cellular component: cell wall; plasmodesma. Gene Ontology annotation, biological process: regulation of root development; plasmodesmata-mediated intercellular transport. Lineage: Eukaryota; Viridiplantae; Streptophyta; Magnoliopsida; Fabales; Fabaceae.